Molecule: messenger RNA, 2353 nt
Organism: Trachymyrmex septentrionalis
Lineage: Eukaryota; Metazoa; Arthropoda; Insecta; Hymenoptera; Formicidae
Gene: Droj2
Product: dnaJ homolog subfamily A member 1
Exons: 5
Coding region: 360-1559 (399 amino acids)
Biological process (GO): protein refolding; response to heat
Cellular component (GO): cytosol; cytoplasm
Molecular function (GO): ATP binding; Hsp70 protein binding
Source: RefSeq, a predicted model, not a curated record
CCGACGCUGUGCGCGUAGCGCUUCCGCCAACGUCGGCAGCUGAUUGGCGCUCAGCCGUCGGCUCGACGACCGACGUUGACCACUGCCGUUCCCUAGGAAGUUUCGAGAACAUACUACACUGCAGGCGGCAAUAUCGGUAGGCGACGUGGGCGCACGGACUACGGUGGACUACGGAGUUGCACGGAAUCCGGGCUCGCUCAGUGCUCAGUUUCAUACGUGAAACGUUGUGACGCGGACGCGAAAGUAGAACGGGCGUUGCACGAAACGUGCGCGGUCAUUCUCUAAAGCGACACUCCUCGUCAUUUACACAGCAGCAAGAGUGGUUUAAUACAACACUAACUAUUUAACACACCGUGAAAAUGGUUAAGGAGACUACAUUUUAUGAUGUAUUGGGUGUGAAGCCCGGAUGCUCGCAGGAGGAUUUGAAGAAGGCCUAUAGAAAGCUCGCUUUAAAGUAUCAUCCUGAUAAAAAUCCUAAUGAAGGAGAAAAGUUUAAACAAAUUUCUCAAGCAUACGAAGUAUUGUCAAAUCCAGAGAAGAAGCGUAUUUAUGAUCAAGGUGGUGAGCAAGCUUUGAAAGAAGGUGGCAUGGGUGGUAGUGGCUUCUCUUCUCCUAUGGAUAUCUUCGAUAUGUUUUUUGGAGGAGGAUUUGGUGGACGAGGAGCGAGGAGGAGAGAACGCAGAGGUCAAGAUGUAAUGCAUCAAUUAUCAGUUUCCCUCGAGGAACUUUACAAAGGAACUGUGCGUAAACUGGCUCUGCAAAAGAAUGUUAUUUGUGAAAAAUGUGAAGGUGUUGGUGGAAAGAAAGGUUCUGUUGAACAAUGUUCGACGUGUCAUGGUUCCGGCUUGCAAGUACAAAUCCAGCAGUUAGGUCCGGGAAUGUUACAACAUUUACAAACUAUGUGUGCAGAUUGCAAAGGACAAGGGGAACGUAUUAAUCCUCGUGAUCGUUGCAAAUAUUGCAAUGGAAGAAAAACUAUUAGAGAUAGAAAGAUACUCGAGGUUCACGUUGAUCCAGGAAUGGUUGAUGGUCAAAAGAUAACUUUCAGUGGCGAAGGUGAUCAGGAACCAGACUUGGAGCCUGGUGAUAUAGUUAUUCUUCUUGAAGAAAAAGAUCAUGAUGUAUUCAAGCGUUCAAGAAACGAUCUGAUUAUGCGAAUGCAAUUAGAACUCGUAGAGGCAUUAUGUGGAUUCCAGAAAGUUAUUCGUACUUUGGAUGGUAGAGAUCUAGUGAUAACCUCACUUCCCGGCACUGUGACGAAACACGGUGACUUGAAAUGCAUCUUGAACGAGGGCAUGCCGAUUUACAAAGAUCCAUUUACACACGGCAGACUUAUAAUACAAUUUAUAGUCAAUUUCCCGAAAAGCAUAGACCCAUCGCUUAUUCCAUCAUUGGAACAAUGUCUGCCGCCGAGGGAAGAGGUUAUAAUUCCAGACGGUGCCGAGGAGUGCUUACUUACCGACUUGGAUCCUGAGCAAGAGCAAAGGCGGAGAGACACGAGACAAGCGUAUGAAGAGGACGAAGGAGGUCCAUCGCGAGUCCAAUGUGCCACACAUUAAUUUGAUUACACUAACCCUGUAAUAAACAUAGCCGUUUCUUUCAUUUCAAACUCUGUCCCAUUCGCUCGAUUCUGUAUUAUGUUAAAGAAAGAAACAACAUGGAUAUGUAGGCCAACUAUUCAAUGAGCGAGAAAGAUAUAAUUCUACUGUUUGGAUGUGUGCAAAAAAAAAACAGUGAGUACUGCAAUUAUUGAUUCUUUAAUUUUAUCAGUUACAUGAAAAUUAUACAAUUUUGAAAAUAAACAAUUAUCGACAAUCUCUUUAUGAAAAGGUCCAAUGUGAUGAUGCAUUUUACUAAGAUGCAUCUUAUUGAGAUAUCUCUUAUGGACAGGCUUCUUGUAGAAACUUUUUAAGCUACUUUUUAGGAUAUGUUUCUGAUAUUUUCUCAAGAUGAAAUGGUAUAUAGGGAUGAAUAGGAGAAUUGUGAAUACAGGAUAAAUGCGAAUGAUACUAUUGCAGUAUAAAUAAUGAUACAAACUACAGAAAUCAAAGCCUUAAACGGUCUAGCUGGAUCUUAAAUUCUUAUGUGAAUUUAUAUACUACGUAUGUAGUCCCUCUAGAAACGCGAAACGCCGAAAUGAUUUUUCGGUCUUGAAAAAAAAACACUACACCUAAUCGAAAAGCUUUGAUUUAUAUAGUUUGUGUUGUCACAUAUACGGUCCUAUAUAAUAUGUUAUAAAUAAUAAUAAUUUCUCAUUUCUUGCAUUCAGUGAUUAUCUGAUAAUUUGGUGUUUUCCAGCAAGCGACAUAGUCUGAUUAAAAUCUCAUUUUUAAUAUAAUUUCUGAAAUGAUAA